AUUCAUACACGCGCAGGACUCUAAAUUACCAGCACACAUUCUAAAACUAAACAGCACUUUAUUUGCUUGGUUUCAAAUUUUAGAACUAAUGGCUUUUUGUUUUAAGAAGCCAACUUGGUACGAAACGUAGUCUUGAUUUAUUAAACCACAUUCCAAUGACCAAUUGGUAAUAACGUGUUCACACAAAUCUGGUCAAGAUUUAUAAAACACAUUAACCAAUCUGUUUAUAAUUUACUAUCCUCGAAAAAGGCGCUAAAUCGUUUUUGAUUCUGUGAUUAAAAUUACUCCCAAACUUAGUCCUUAAAGUACAUUCAACUGCAUCAGAAAGUGAAAAAAAAACAAUCCAGUUUGGGAAAAAUUAUUGAGUGGAAAUAAAACAUUUGGUUUCGGAUAUGCCACACCCUCACACAGUUAAGUCAGAGGAGGAGCUGAGUGACCUAUUCGAUGAGGUCAAACAUGAGACUCUAGUUUUGGUAUUCACCAACGGAUCAAUCAAGGAGCUGCAGUUUCUGCUGGAGGUGGACGAGACCUUCGGACAGGCGGGCGAAAAUGUCAUCAUCAGAUUCAUCAGCAUAUCAACCAUGCCUAGUCUGCAGGAGACGUACAGUAUAGAGGCCACCCCAACCUUCACCUUCUGGAGGAUGUUCUCGGGGGAGUUGGGGGAGAUGAGGGGGGAUCGGAUGGUGGGCACGGACACUGCACUGCUGCACCAGACACUCAAACGGCUGCUCUAGUCCCCUAGUCACGUGAAAACAUAGCACAUAUUACAAAAAUAGAGAAGACAGGAAGGAACAUGAAAAAAAACUUAUUGUCUAACGGAUAAACCGAGAUGUUAAUUUGCCUUCUUUGCUGAAAAACAAUAUCAAACCAUAUUUUAAAAAGACACCCAUUUAAAAAAAAGUAGUACGACUUGUAGAACCUUAUUUGUAAUUUCAAUUACUAACCUACCUCUGUUUGUAGUAAACAUACUUUUAAAGCUUUAAUUAUGUUGCCAUGAACUGAUCCACACAGUUAAUUUUUUGAGUUGA
Symsagittifera roscoffensis is the source of this 1028-nucleotide messenger RNA. RefSeq lists its product as uncharacterized. The transcript has 3 exons. The record is from RefSeq and is a predicted model, not a curated record. The coding region runs from base 393 to 734 and encodes 113 amino acids. NCBI's taxonomy places the organism in Eukaryota, Metazoa, Xenacoelomorpha, Acoela, Convolutidae.